AUGGGCAAAAAGGAAGAUGGACUCUGGCAAGGGACACUCAUAUUCAUUACUAUUUUUGUAUUCGGUGCUGCUAUUCUCGGUUAAUAUGUUUACUCAGUCACCAAGGAAAGAUCUUAGGCUCGUGAUAAUAGAUUGAUGACUUUUGGACUAGUGUUUAUGGGCACAUUCUGUAUGUGGAUUCUCUGGAUAUGUACAUACAUGCAUCAAAUGUAUCCUCUAGUAAAACCUGAACUAGUCUGA
Stylonychia lemnae is the source of this 240-nucleotide messenger RNA. The record is from the annotation of a GenBank genome assembly. Lineage: Eukaryota; Ciliophora; Spirotrichea; Sporadotrichida; Oxytrichidae.